AAUAUUAUCAAAUGGCUUCAGAUGUCGAAGCAAAAGAUUCCAAGUUACAGGAAGAACAAGAUAAGAAAGUAGAUCCUUCGCCAGCAGAAGAGCCUGAAAUGACUCAAGAAGUACAAAUUAUACCUGUGAACGACGAUGAUGACGCUAGUGAUACUGUGAAUGAGGAAAAAUCACCUACUACACCCACGGAAAAAAGAAAGCGUGAAGAGCAAUCCACAAAAGACAAAGAAUCUCUGAAUGUCGAUGACGACGAUGAGAAUAAGUCUGACGAGUCUGUUGAACAACCGCCUACCAAAAAGACCCGAACAUCAGCUCGAAAAAUGAGUUCAACCGUUUCUAAACGUAAACAAACGUCGACAUCAGUUUCAUCUGGUCAAAGUUCACCAAAGCGAGGUCGCGGUCGUAAACCUAGCAUCAAAUUCGAAGAUGAAGUCGAAUCAGAUGAACUUCGUAAAGGUGGUCAAUCUACGAAAAAGAAAUCCGCUUGGAAAGCUGAAGAAGAUAGUUAUAUGAUUGAUUGUAUUUUGGAAGAAAUGCCUAGUCCUUCUUGGAAGCGAAUUGCUAAAGGCCUUUCAGGUCGUACUCCAAAUUCAUGUUUAGUUAGAUGGAAAACAUUACAGAAAAGAUUGUAUCAAAAUUUAUAA
Dentiscutata erythropus is the source of this 644-nucleotide messenger RNA. NCBI's taxonomy places the organism in Eukaryota, Fungi, Glomeromycota, Glomeromycetes, Diversisporales, Gigasporaceae. The record is from the annotation of a GenBank genome assembly.